Apis cerana (Asiatic honeybee) is the source of this 1276-nucleotide messenger RNA. RefSeq lists its product as uncharacterized. The record is from RefSeq and is a predicted model, not a curated record. Gene Ontology annotation, molecular function: odorant binding; olfactory receptor activity. Gene Ontology annotation, cellular component: plasma membrane. Gene Ontology annotation, biological process: sensory perception of smell; detection of chemical stimulus involved in sensory perception of smell. Lineage: Eukaryota; Metazoa; Arthropoda; Insecta; Hymenoptera; Apidae.
AUAAUUUUGUUAAGAUAUAUAAAUUUCAUAGUAUUUUUUCCUGUGGUAAGUAAAAAUUAAAAAUAUUUUUAACUGAUCUUCAUGAAAAAAUAUUUUUAUAUAUUAUUUUACUUUGACAUAGAUAAAACUUUUCUUUCAUCAUAUGCGUAUGGAGGAAAAUAUAAUACAAGAUUCCACAGAAAUAGAAAUACGAACGAAAUACAUCAAUAAUUGCUAUCAUAUGAUGGAUAUUUUUUUCUGGAUAAUUUAUGGAACUGCUGCACUUUUUAUUAUAUUCAUAUUGUAUCCCAUGGCAUUAGAUUUCAUAAUGCCUUUAAAAAACGAAACUCGUAUACAUAUCAUUCAUUAUGUUAUAAUAUUUUCUUACAAUCGAAUCAUAUAUUUUGAUAUUCUAAGUUUGAAUUUUAUGUUUGUUGGAAUAUUUGGAUCAUUAUCUAUAACAUGUACGGAAUCGAUAUUUGGAUUUUUCAGUUUUCACGCAAGUAUAUUGUUUAAAAUUAUUAGCUAUCGAAUACAAAAAAUUGUUACAUAUUUGUCUAUACUUAAUCUCUCAUCGAAACAAAUUGACAAAAAACUCACAGAGUUAUAUCGCGUGGUGGAUAUUCAUAACCAAGCUAUCGGACUUAUCAAUAUCUUGAUAAAUAAUUCGGGAACACAGUUUAUACUAUCUUCUCUUUUGUGCGUGAUUUCAAUGGCGAUAUGUCUAUAUCGACUUGUAAAUGCGAUUAUUGCUAAGAAAGAUCAAUUAGAAAUUUUGAUUUCUUCUGUGUUUUUAAUGAUACAAUUGAUGAUUAUCUUUCUAUAUAAUUAUAAUAAUCAGAUACUUAUAGAUAACAGUCAAGAAUUGUUAAAUGAAUUAUAUAUUUCUACGUGGUAUUUCGUACCGUUAAAAGUACAAAAGAUUUUAUUGCUGAUCAUGAUACGUAGCUCAACAUUAUGUAUGUUUCACAUCUUAGGUGUAUUCAUUCCAUGCUAUACAGGAUUUUCAAAGAUAUUAAGUACAUCGUUUUCAUAUUUUACUAUGAUAUAUUCAAUACAAUAGAAUCAAUGGUUUCAUAUUAGACAUGUUGGCAUAGAAAUAAAUAAUUGAAAUAUUGCUCUAUACUUUGUUUUAAUAUUUGUUUCUUACUUUAUUUACUUUUCUCAUUAAUAUUUGCCCGAUCAAAUAUUUUAUUAAUAUUUUCUCAUAUUGUCAACCAAUUUAUAUUAUUUAUUGAUCAUUUUAUUAUUGUUGUAAUUAAUUUAGAAUAAUUGCAAUAUUUUAUUCCGUACAUAA